AUGGAGCAGCUCUUUGUUCCUGAAUCUCUUCUGUUAGACAGAAAUGGGGGGACUUUUUCUAGACCAUUGACAUUUAGGGAUGUGGCCAUAGAAUUCUCCCUGGAAGAGUGGCAAUGCCUGGACACAACACAGCAGAAUUUAUAUAGAAAUGUGAUGUUAGAAAACUACAGAUACCUGGUCUUCCUCGGUAUUGCUGCCUCUAAGCCAGAUUUAAUCACCUGUCUGGAGAAAGAAGAAGAGCCCUGGAAUAUGAAGAGACACGAGAUGGUAGAUGAAACCCCAGGUAGGUGAGAGUGAACACAACAGAUGACACA
Molecule: messenger RNA, 314 nt
Organism: Gorilla gorilla gorilla (western lowland gorilla)
Lineage: Eukaryota; Metazoa; Chordata; Mammalia; Primates; Hominidae
Product: zinc finger protein 98-like
Exons: 3
Coding region: 1-291 (96 amino acids)
Biological process (GO): regulation of DNA-templated transcription
Source: RefSeq, a predicted model, not a curated record